Molecule: messenger RNA, 666 nt
Organism: Cyphellophora europaea CBS 101466
Lineage: Eukaryota; Fungi; Ascomycota; Eurotiomycetes; Chaetothyriales; Cyphellophoraceae
Exons: 3
Coding region: 1-666 (221 amino acids)
Biological process (GO): mRNA splicing, via spliceosome
Cellular component (GO): nuclear speck
Molecular function (GO): RNA binding
Source: RefSeq, a predicted model, not a curated record
AUGUCUCGCUCAAGCACGACCCUCUAUGUCACGGGCUUCGGUCAUGGUACUCGAGCACGCGACCUAGCUUACGAGUUCGAGCACUACGGUCGUCUCGUCCGCUGCGACAUUCCGGCUCCUCGUACUGCCUCCAGCAGACUCUUCGCUUUUAUUGAAUACGAAUCCCGUAGAGAUGCUGACGAUGCCUACCAUGAGAUGCAUAACAAGCGCAUCGGUCGUGAUGAUGUCUUGAAGAUCGAGUGGGCUCGCACGCCUCCCUCUGCUUCCUGGCGGUUCGACACCGGCCGUGAGCGUGGCGGUGAGCGCGGCGGCGAUCGAGCCGGUGACCGAGGUGGCGACCGAGGUGGUGAUCGUCGUGAGCGCCGUGAUCGUUCUCCUGCUCGCCGCAGCUAUCGCUCUCCCUCUCCUCGUCGUCGAGACUACUCUCCUCGCAAGGAUGACCGCCGCAGUGAUCGCGAUCGUGGUGAUAGGGACCGUGACCGAGACUACGAUGAUCGCCGCCGCUCUCGCAGCCCUGUUGAUCGCGAUCGCGAACGAGAAGACCGUGACCGGCGUGACGAUGAUCGCGAGGCUGGUGCUAAUGGCGACGACCGCAAAGGUGCGACUGACCCUGCUCACGAGGCUGCUCCCGAAGCUACCGACGAAGUCAUUAUGUCCUGGAACUAG